ACAAAGGUGCUGGGCUCAAUGAAGAGCCCCGGUCCAUGUAUUCCUUUGUCUUCAAAAAAAAUUAGAUUUUUAUACCAACCAUGUCAAUUCUUUGAAACCUUACGGAAAGGUAUUCAAAACUCCAAACGUCGGAUUACUUUGGCGUCUCUGUAUUUAGGAGACGGCCCGAUGGAAACUAUACUGGUCACGGACUUAUGUAACGCAGCACGACGAGGAAUUAAGAUAAAUGUUUUACUGGAUUUUUUCAGGGGUACUCGCGGCCUUGUAAAUUCGGCUUCUUUAUUGGCACCACUUACUGCUUUUCAAAAAGUAAAUGUUAGAUUUUUUCGCACACCGGAAAUGUCGACAACUCUUAUGAAGCUGCUUCCCUUUAGAGUCAACGAAGUAAUUGGACUACAGCAUAUGAAAAUAUAUUCUUUCGAUGAUGAUCUUCUUUUAACGGGCGCAAACUUAAGUCAAUCAUACUUUACUGCUCGGAAGGACAGAUACAUUUUGUUUGUAAAGCACCCACAGUUAAAUAAUUUCUACACGGAAUUAGUGGAGUUGGUGAUGAGUAUUUCAUUCCGCCUUAGCAUAGCUCGGUGCGGUUUUUUAAGUACAGUUCCAGGUAAAUACUUCUUAAGGGCUGCCACUUAUUAUCGGCAUGGAAAUUAUACGGCAGGUUUGGUGAAGUGGGAGCUUUUGCCGCCGCAGGGGAGCCUCGGUGGCUCCUCGCAGCCAGGCGAUUAUAAAUCUUAUGUAAAGACUGUUCUUUUGACUUAUCUCGAUAGAAAAAGUCUUGAACACAGUCUUGAAUCGUGCAAGGACUCUGACUCGGUGGCGCUUCCUUUACUUCAAACAAAAGCAUUGGGCAUAAGCCAGGACUACGAGGCGCUUACUACCAUGUUUUCUUUGCUUAGCCCCUACUCCUCUGUGGUCCUUUCUACUGCUUACUUCAAUUUGCCCGAAGAAUUGCAAACUUUAUUAAUCCGUUCACCAGCCUGCACUGCCGUAGUGACCGCAGCGCCUCAGGCAAACAGUUUCCAUGAAUCAGGAGGGCUUUCGUCUUGGAUUCCUCUAAUAUACUCGUCUUUGCUGAAAGGGUUUUAUCAGAAAACGUUGACUUCCUGCGGUCGAGUAAAACUUUAUGAGUAUUUUGCUGAGAAAACUACUUUUCAUUGCAAGGUUUUGCAAAAUUCUGCGUUUUUAUUGCUUGUUAAUAUCCCAGCGAAGGGUUUCUGGGCGGAACUAGGCUCAGGAAAUCCCAUCGCUAUAAGCUUUAUAGGAUCUUCUAAUUAUGGUCACAGGUCUAUUCAUCGCGAUUUAGAAGCGCAACUUCUUAUGAUUACCAAAAAUCCUAAACUCCAGCGUAGUUUGAAAAAAGAGAAAAAACUCCUUUUCCAAAGUACCACGCCAGUCGAUGAAAAAACUUUUUCCAAGGCCGACAGAAGGACUUUUUGGGCGGACUUGGCGGCCCCUCUCAUAUACACUUUUUUAUGACUUGCUUGCUGCGACGGACUUUUUCUCUAUAGUUUAAUGGACUUCGUCUACCUCUAAACAGAUGUCUUCUACGUAUUUUCUUUUAGCAUACUUAAACCCAAUGGAGACUGCGCUCCUCUUUUCCCUUAUGUUCAUAGCGUCUCAUGUUUGUGCGAACUCUAAUGCGUUAUGCCCAAAUACUUAAGACUGCUGAGUUGGCCGCUGUUAUUCCUGCCUAUUCUUACGCUUAGUUUCUACUUUUCUUACUGCUGUGCUAGUCUUCUUCGCUUGGCCUUUCUUUGUUGCUCCAUUAUAACUCAAUUUUAAGUUACUUACUUUACAGACUCUGCCUUAUGUCCUUUGCUAUGUAUCUCCUAUUGUGCCUUGUUAACGCACAGCUCCUUGUAGCAGUUUUACUUUUCUUUUAAUAUCUACUCUCUUGUUUUACGGCUGCUUAUUACCAUUCACACUCCAUCCUCAUUAUCCUUUUACCGACUUUCUAUUUUUUACCUUACACUAUAAGAGAUGAGUGGAGUCGAAAGUCAGCCGAUUCAACCUUUAUAAUGAUGCUCG
Molecule: messenger RNA, 2031 nt
Organism: Zophobas morio
Lineage: Eukaryota; Metazoa; Arthropoda; Insecta; Coleoptera; Tenebrionidae
Product: probable CDP-diacylglycerol--glycerol-3-phosphate 3-phosphatidyltransferase
Exons: 13
Coding region: 19-1479 (486 amino acids)
Biological process (GO): cardiolipin biosynthetic process
Cellular component (GO): mitochondrion
Molecular function (GO): CDP-diacylglycerol-glycerol-3-phosphate 3-phosphatidyltransferase activity
Source: RefSeq, a predicted model, not a curated record